This is a messenger RNA of Cercocebus atys (sooty mangabey), 400 nucleotides long. It is a transcript of the gene CUNHXorf51A, whose product is annotated as chromosome unknown open reading frame, human CXorf51A. The record is from RefSeq and is a predicted model, not a curated record. NCBI's taxonomy places the organism in Eukaryota, Metazoa, Chordata, Mammalia, Primates, Cercopithecidae. The transcript is spliced from 3 exons. Bases 1 to 378 code for a protein of 125 amino acids.
AUGGCAAAGGUGACCAGUGAACCACAGGAGCCUAAUGAAGGUGUGGACAAACAGACCCCACCAAUCCCAAGUACCAAAGGGAGGAAGAAGGGGAAGACUCCCUGUCAACGAAGGUCCAGAUGUGGCGUUAAGGGCCUAAAGACCACCAUGAAGGCGAAAAGACCCCUUCAAGGGAGCACCAGCAAAAAAGCCUCUGAAAGUAACACCCCUACAGGAAAACCUAAGAAAGCUAGAGGAACAACACCGCGUGGUCACUAUCGCCGGCUGAAAGAAAAAAUGAAGAAAGAAGAGGCCGACAAAGACCAAGAGACUAGACCUCAGCUCUGUGAUGUCUCUAGAGGUCUGCCACUGAAAAGUCAUCAAACAUACAGACAGUGAAUUCUACACCAACAGGUUAAAA